Trichosporon asahii var. asahii CBS 2479 is the source of this 663-nucleotide messenger RNA. RefSeq lists its product as uncharacterized. The transcript has 3 exons. The record is from RefSeq and is a predicted model, not a curated record. NCBI's taxonomy places the organism in Eukaryota, Fungi, Basidiomycota, Tremellomycetes, Trichosporonales, Trichosporonaceae. Bases 1 to 663 code for a protein of 220 amino acids.
AUGUACAGUACAGCAGCUCUGGAAGAGCAGUUCAGUGGACUCGGCCCUCAAGAACAAUACCUCCAAGCAAGUGCUGGCGUGUCACCCCGUGUCCGCUUCUCUGACCUCAUGACUACCCCUGACUUGCGUAUUGGGCAUACCUAUCUGCCAAGAACCUAUAUGAAAGAGCCAACCUUGGAAGGAACAUCCAGCAAGCUCCCAGCAAGACCUUCAACGGGGAUGAAGCGGCCGCAGAAGCCUAGUCGCUGUGAGACUGUUGAAAGAAGCCACAUCUCUGCUGCCCUGGCCCUCGAUCAGCGCACACCCCCCGGGUACGAGUGCUCGACCGGAACCCACCUGGAGCUGGUCACCGCUGUGCAGAGACUCACGGCCGAAACCACACUGGCGCUGCCAGUCCUCACCGCCCGCGAAGUGUUUGGUGUUGAUCCACGGGCGCUUACACCACCAACGCUCUUCAGCGCUGGGCAGGAGGUUGACCUCCUGACAUCACUGCGGGACGAGUAUAGGGCAUUGUAUUAUACAUUUCAGCACACGUUGCGUAGGAAGAGGUGCAGGACGCCUGAAGGAGCCAGUACGGCUGUGCAGCAGUGGUGUCGCUUGUCGGCCGAGAUCGAGUUUAUGACGAACGUCAUUGUGUUCAGCGGGCCAAGGGAUGUUCAGUAG